Messenger RNA from Paralichthys olivaceus (Japanese flounder), 4093 nucleotides. Lineage: Eukaryota; Metazoa; Chordata; Actinopteri; Pleuronectiformes; Paralichthyidae. The record is from RefSeq and is a predicted model, not a curated record.
GUUACAUCAGUUGUUAGUUUUGCUAAUUGUGCGUCUGUCUGUUGUGUCUCAGGCGUCCUCGUCUCCAGCGUGGUGCUGCUGCUCUCCCAGAAAGCCUUGUUCAAGUUCUACACACUUUUCUUUGCCGUUCUCCUCGGCAUGGCGGCGGUCCUCAUCAACUACUACGCCACUUCCCACAUAGACUUCUACAGCGCCUACUACAAAGCGGCCCUUGGGUUCAGGUUGCUGCCCAGAAACGGCCCGACGCUGUGGCUGGGGAUGGCCGCUGUCCAGCUCGUGCUCGGCGUGGGCUACGUGUUCCUGCUCAACCUCCAGUCAGUAUUUGCCGCGCUGGUGGUGCUGGACAUCAUGAUCCCUCUGUGGGGGCUGAUGAUCGAGCUGCCGGCAGACGUGAGACAGCUGGUGGCCGUGUUCUCGGGCCUGGCGUUGGCCCUCAACACAGCUGUGUGCCUCGCCAUGAGGCUGAAAUGGUUCUACUACUCAUGUCGGUACGUCUACCUGCUCGUGCGGCACAUGUACAGGAUCUACGGACUUCAGCUGCUGCUCGAGGACACGUGGAAGAGGAUCAGGUUCCCUGAUGUGCUGCGGGUGUUCUGGCUGACCAGGGUCACUGCCCAGGCGCUGAUCCUGGUCUACGUGGUGCAGGCGGUGAGGAGGGAGAGCGGUGAUGCUACAGGAGGUGCCACAGACGGGGGCUCGGACUCACAGGGUUACCUGCUGAGCUGGGACGUGUUCUGGGAUCUGACGAGUAACCUGAUCAUCUCCGGCUGCGACUCCACACUCACCGUGCUGGGGAUGAGCGCCGUCAUCUCCUCCGUCGCGCACUACCUCGGCCUCAGCAUCCUGGCCUUCAUAGGUUCGACGGAGGAGGAGGACAAGCGUUUAGGCUUCGUGGCUCCUGUUCUGUUCUUCAUCCUGGCUCUGCAGACCGGCCUCAGCAGCCUGGACCCAGAGGAACGUCUGGUUCGUCUGAGCCGGAACAUGUGCCUUCUGCUGACGGCCAUCCUACACUUCAUCCACGGCAUGACCGACCCCGUCCUGAUGUCCCUCAGCGCCUCCCACGUCUCCUCAUUUCGCCGCCACUUCCCUGUCCUGCUGGUGUCCCUGGCACUAUUUGUGCUCCCCGUGGCGCUCAGCUACACCCUCUGGCACCACUACGCCCUCAACACCUGGCUGUUCGCCGUCACCGCCUUCUGCGUGGAGCUCUGCCUCAAGGUCGUUGUGUCGCUGACGGUCUACAGCCUCUUCAUGGUCGAUGGCUUCUCUAACGUCCUCUGGGAGAAGCUGGAUGACUACGUCUACUACGUGCGCUCCACAGGCAACAUCAUCGAGUUCCUGUUCGGCGUCAUUAUGUUCGGAAACGGGGCCUACACCAUGAUGUUCGAGUCGGGCAGCAAGAUCCGCGCCUGCAUGAUGUGCCUGCACGCCUACUUCAACAUCUACCUGCAGGCCAAGAACGGCUGGAAGACCUUCAUCAACCGCCGGACGGCCGUCAAGAAGAUUAACUCCCUGCCGGAGAUUCGUGGGGAUCAGCUGAGGGACAUCGAUGACGUGUGCGCCAUCUGUUACCAGGAGUUCGCCACCUCGGCCCGCAUCACGCCCUGCCACCACUAUUUCCACGCGCUGUGCCUGAGGAAGUGGCUCUACAUCCAGGACACGUGCCCAAUGUGCCACCAGAGAGUUUACGUUGAAGACGAGAGCCGGGACAGAGCCGCCUUCUCUAACAACAAUGGGAACUACGCAGCGCCGCAGGACGCUGCUGCCGCUGCCCCACCGGCUCCGGGGGAAAACCAGCACGGACAGCUGCCCGCAGAGCUGCCGGCCGAGGGAGCGGCAGCCGGCGCGCAGGCCGCAGGAGCAGCGGGGGAGCUCAACAAUGAGCUGCUGGAGGACAACGACAGCAUAGAGUACGACGAAGACGAGUGGGGGACUCAAAAUGGCAGCACGCCGAUAGAAGAAGACUAUAUCAAUGACGACACUGACUCCACCGAGGACUGAGAAGAUCUAUAGAAAACAAAUGUCUUUAUUAUAUUUAAGUUAAAAAAUAAUUAUAAAACAUCUUAAUUACUUCUGGGAGAUGUCAGGGAUGUCACGUCUUUUUUUUUUCUUGUUAGUUUCUUUUCAUUUGAUUUUGGGUUUAACUCUAUAAGGGCUCGUGGAAACUGCUGCUCAUGUUCGGCGUGUGCAUGUGUGUGCUUACGUGUGUGUGUGAGUGGACGUGUGAGUGUGUUGGGGCUGCAUGAAUUCAUAAUGUUGUUCAUCUCUCUUACUUUAUUCCAGAAGAGAUCCUGAUAAGAAUCGUCUGUUCACAUUUUAUCUCUCGAUGCCUCAAACCUGACGCUCAUCAGCAAAUCUAAAUACCAGAUUUUCUGCUCUCUGAGAAUCUGCACGACACGAAUCUACCAGUGACAUCACCACUUUGUUAAGAAGUCUGUCGCUCGUGCAGCCCUGAUGUUAAUUUGUGUGUGAUGGGAAGAAUUUGUGUCAUUGUGUGUGUGUGCGCCUGCCGACGUAUAAUGUGCUUAGACGAUGUCUUAAAGAUGCAGUUCUUGUUUCCUUGCAGUGUGUUAUUGGGGAAACGCUGCAGUGUUUUAGUUCAUUAACGACAAAACUGUGGAGCGACUUAACAAAUUCAAGCUGCCGGACGUGAGUCUGUAGAAAAAAACAGAUUUUAAGGAGGAAAAAGUGAUUUUUGGUUUUUUAGCUUCGAUUUAAAACCUUCUCAGACGUGAGAAACACCUGCUCAACAUUUUUGUCUUUAACGAACUCCAGGAGAAUAUUUGUGAACUUGUUCGGAGAGCGAGUGAAGCGGUUUUCUACCAGCUCUGCACCAACCAGAGAGAAAAGCUGAGGUGUGUCAGACUAAAAGGUGACUUGCUACUGUAAUCACUGAGAUACCUCUAUCAUUACUACUGGUCCCUUGUGUGACCUUGCUUACAUUUGUGUACGUUAUUGUACAUGUAAUAAAAGAAAACACGUGCACACUUCCUCCCAUAGAAUAAGAGAAACAUUUUUAAAUGAAACUUUGCACAUUCUAGAAAUUGCUGUUGGAGCUGGUUUGGAGAUGUAGUGGAAGAAACAAGACAUGGUGUAAUCUCAAAAAAGAAAAGUAUUGGGUGAAAUGAUAAAUUCUUCCUCAUUAAAUUUAAAUGUCACAAAAAAAUACGACGUAGAAGUUUGGUGCCGGUUGUUUUGACGGAACUGAGUUUAAAGGAGACACAUGUGGUCGAGGGAGCUGCACAGAAAAACACUGAGGGUCCUGAAACGCCUCGUCAGUUGAACGACUGCUCUAUUGUGAUGUCACGUGACAGAUUGGCGUUAGUGCCCGGUCACACAGAUGUUCACUUGUAAUCUGUGCAAACAAGGGGGCGAAUAAAACAUUCUCUUUCUGCGGCGAAGCAAAUCAGCAGCUUCAAGUUCAUCUCUGGGGAUCUUUGAUCCGCACUAUUCGUCUGACACCACGCGGCUAAUCUGGCACGCCCCCUAAUACUCAGCCGAGACCAACGUAGCUGUUAAAGAGACCGGAGCUAAAACCAAGUGUUUGAGACAGAGACUGUAAAGAGGAGCUGCAGCGAUGGACAGUCUGAGGACACUGAUGUGUUUUCUGAACAUUAGAGCGUGAGAUCUUUAAAAUGAUCAACCUGAAGAUGAGCAGAUUGUCUCCUUUAAAGACUUGUUCCUUUCAAAUGGAAAAAAGUAUUAUAAUUACUUUUGUGUCUGAGCAGUUUUAUCCAGUAAAUGCACUUUUCUUUUUGUUUCUAAUCACUGGCACAGACACGUCGGCAAACAGACGCUCAAACUGUGUUUCUAGUCUCAGGGUCCUGCUGCAGGGGUGGAAGAGGUCUUUCAAUUUGUGGAAACAUUUCAAGCCUCGGGAGAAAAAAAAAGAAUGAAGGAGCUGCAGGAAAGUUUGGACAAGUUCAGAUCUUUUCUUGCUGUAGUAAACCUACAGCUGCUUCGUUUCAUACAGUUUAUACUUGUUGAAAAGUUGAGCUACAGCAGCAGACGUCCCAUAAACACUGAUCCAAAAAAACUACUGGCUCGAAACUUAAUUUUUCCUUGUUCUCCUCAGCGACCGCAGGUCAAGCACAAA